Messenger RNA from Elaeis guineensis (African oil palm), 672 nucleotides. NCBI's taxonomy places the organism in Eukaryota, Viridiplantae, Streptophyta, Magnoliopsida, Arecales, Arecaceae. The record is from RefSeq and is a predicted model, not a curated record.
AUGGCGAGGAUGUUAAGCAUGUUGGAUGGCAACGACCGUGGAAGCAGUUCUAUGUCUUCUCCAUUCUCGGGAAUACCUUCCAUGCUUUUCGUGGCUGCCGCUAUGAUCUCUAUCAUGGCUAUUGUCAUCUUAAAUUGUGGCCAGCGCCGCAAGAAGCCUAAGCCCAGUAACAAUGUUGUGUAUUAUGGUAGCGGUGGUGUUCCAAGAUCAGGAGGCACCAGCAGUGGUGUUGCAACAAAGAGUAGUGCAGGAGUUGGGCUUGCUGUUGGUGUUGGUGCUGGUGUUGGCAUCGCUGCUGCUGUCAUAGCCACUGAUGGAAUCGCUAGUGCUGUUGAUAGUGUUGGUGGCGGCGGCAAUGGUGAUGGUGGUGCUAGUGGUGGAGGUUGUGGUGGUGGUGGUUGUGGAGCCAUGCAGCAGAGGGUGCGGAUGUCGAGUACCGACAUUCGUCAGCACGUUGUCAAGAGGAGGGCAGCAUCUGAAGCCGGGCCUUCACGACCGUCGAAGAGGCAUCGGGCAUCAGCUUCAGUCGGUGCUUCUGCAUCGGUAGUGGAACCUGAUGCCCCAUCGACAUCGGUUCCUAAACCUGUUCUGGCAUUGUCGGCUCCGAUAGUGCUCUCUGCUGCACCGUCGGAGGAGAGGACGGCAAGGGGGCUAUUGAAACAACAUCGGUAG